GAUCAAUCCUUUCCAGAGCAUGAAAAUGGUUUUCAGAUUGGAAUGAGAUUAGAAGGCAUUGAUCCCCGACAUCCAUCAGUGUUCUGUGUGCUUUCUGUAGCUGAGGUGUGUGGUUACCGGCUAAGACUUCAUUUUGAUGGUUAUUUAAGCAGCUAUGAUUUUUGGACCAAUGCUGGUUCCCCUGACAUUCAUCCUGUAGGGUGGUGUGAGAAGACCAAACAUGAAUUGCACAUCCCUAAGGGUUAUAGAAAAGAUAAAUUUGUUUGGAUGGAUUACCUGAAGGCCUGCAAAUUGCAAAAUGCUCCUAAGAAAUUAUUCAGAAGCAGAAGUUCCAAUGGGCCAGUGCCUAAGGAGUUUCAGGUCGGAAUGAAGCUGGAGGCGGUCGACAGGAAGAACCCUUCUUUGGUGUGUGUGGCAACCAUAGCAGAUAUUGUGGAAGAUCGCCUCCGAGUGCAUUUUGACAAUUGGGAUGAUAGUUACGAUUACUGGUGCGAUAUUAAUAGUCCUUAUGUCCAGCCAGUUGGUUGGUGUCACGAAAAUGGAAGAACUCUGAUAGCACCCCAAGGAUAUCCUGAUCCAGAAAAUUUUUCUUGGACAGACUAUCUGGAAGCUACUCAAACUAAUGCAGUUCCUGGCAGAGUUUUUAAAAUGAGGGUGCCCCAUGGUUUUCUGCCAAAUAUGAAACUUGAAGUUGUGGAUAAACGAAAUCCCCGGUUAAUCCGUGUUGCUACAAUUAUAGAUGCUGAUGACCAAAGAGUAAAGAUUCAUUUUGAUGGUUGGGACCAUAAGUAUGACUAUUGGAUGGAUGCAGACAGCCCUGACAUUCAUCCUGUUGGAUGGUGUGAUGUAACAGGGCAUCCACUGGAAGUGCCAUAUGGUAAGUAUUUUGCUCUUCAUUGUUGCUUUUAA
Messenger RNA from Castor canadensis (American beaver), 909 nucleotides. The record is from RefSeq and is a predicted model, not a curated record. Lineage: Eukaryota; Metazoa; Chordata; Mammalia; Rodentia; Castoridae.